AUCUCUCAGUGUUGUUUGUAAUUUGGUCCGAUCAACUGUACCAUCAGCACGACAGCGAUGCCAACUACAAAGCGUAAACUAUUAGUGUUGGGUUUGUUGUUGUGCCACUUUGGAUCUUCGUAUAGUCUCUCAACGGAAGACCUCCCAUAUUAUGACGCUGGCGUGGUUGAGUUCUCGUGGGAGAACAAUGCGUCUUCAAAUCUGCUACAAUACAUUAAUAUCAUCCAUUCUGAGGAUGCCAAACAGCUGGACAUUAUCGUGUUCCCGGAAAUGACACUCAGCACAUCGGGUUCUCUCAUCCCGAACCCAGAAGAUAAAAUUGUGCCAUGCGGCAACGAGGCCUACGAUUCAAUCAUCCAAGGUAUAUCGUGUUCGGCUAUCGAUUCUAGUGUGUAUGUGGUUGUAAACAUACAUGAAAAAUCUGAAUGUACCAAAGAGAGUCAGGCAACUUUGAACGACAACAGACCUUGUGCUCUGAACGGUUUAAACAUUUAUAACACAAACGUUGUUUUCGAUAGGAAUGGUACAGUUGUAUCACGGUACCGAAAAUUUAACCUGUUUGGAGAACUAGGUGUUAACACAACCCUGGCAUCCGACAUCAGCACUUUUCAAACCGAUUUUGGUGUCACAUUCGGACACUUUAUCUGUUUCGAUUUGCUGUUCUACACCCCAGCCUUUCGAAUCUUGUCGAUGGACAUCACCGACAUUAUAUUCCCAGCUAUGUGGUUCUCUCAACUGCCAUUUCUAACAGCUGUACAAAUCCAACAAAGUUGGGCCUAUGCGAACGAUGUGAAUUUACUCGCUGCUGGUGCUGACAAACCCAAUGUAGGCAAUACAGGAAGCGGAAUUUAUAAUGGCAGAAAUGGCAGCUUAGUAGUCACAAUCAAUACUCAAGCCGAAACUAAAUUGCUGACAGCACGCGUUCCUAAAAUUUCAAGAACAAAGAGGUCCAAGAUCGUUCCGAUUCCCAUCAAUCAACCAACUCUCCGUCAAAUGGAAAUUGAUUUGCUGGAUAUAUUUUUAAAACGUGAAUUUACACUAGACAAUUUCACCACCAUUGAAUUGGAUCUGACGCAAUCUGAAUCACACGAGCGUUUAUGCCACAACGAGUUGUGCUGUGACAUUGAAUUGAAAAUAAACCCAAGAAAUUCAUCCGAAAUGGGCAGCAUUUAUCGAUACCGACUAUUCGCGUAUGAAGGUGAACGGAUUUUCAGCGGAGUUCGGGUGACCGGUGUAGCAACAUGUGGCAUAUUCGCCUGUACCAACAACACGUUGGCCAGUUGUGGCCAUCGUUUGAAUGCGACUGACCUCAGCGAGCCUUCCGAACAAAUCGAGUUUCAAGAAAUAAAUGUUAGUGGUUCGUUUGAGGGGGGCCCAUUCAUGUUUACGAUGCCGAAUUCACUGAGCACCGAUUUAAUGCCGCUUGAACAAUUUAAAUAUGAUGAAAGCGAAGAGUUCCUAGAUGGGAGAUGUCUACGUAAAAGUAUUUCACACAAAAUUGCUGCUCCAACUUCGGAUCUGCUAACUUUUGCGAUUUAUGGACGUAAUUUCCGAAAGGAUGAUGAGUUCUAUGGUCAACAAUUCGAUCAACAGUGUGACAGCGCUCAGGGGUUGUUGCUUUCCAAAUUCGUUGUGUUUGUACUAGUCAUUCGAUUUUUAAUCAAUUUGUAGCAUGUUCAAUAAUU
Molecule: messenger RNA, 1685 nt
Organism: Bradysia coprophila
Lineage: Eukaryota; Metazoa; Arthropoda; Insecta; Diptera; Sciaridae
Product: vanin-like protein 1
Molecular function (GO): hydrolase activity, acting on carbon-nitrogen (but not peptide) bonds, in linear amides
Source: RefSeq, a predicted model, not a curated record